Helicoverpa zea (corn earworm) is the source of this 3203-nucleotide messenger RNA. RefSeq names its product activating transcription factor 7-interacting protein 2 (gene wde). The transcript has 4 exons. The coding region runs from base 183 to 2804 and encodes 873 amino acids. Gene Ontology annotation, biological process: regulation of DNA-templated transcription. Gene Ontology annotation, cellular component: nucleus; transcription regulator complex. Gene Ontology annotation, molecular function: protein binding; transcription coregulator activity. The record is from RefSeq and is a predicted model, not a curated record. NCBI's taxonomy places the organism in Eukaryota, Metazoa, Arthropoda, Insecta, Lepidoptera, Noctuidae.
UGGCAAUCGGCCGCCAUUUUCUUCUCCCUCUAUCUGCUGCAGUGUCGUUUCGGACGCGGAACAAGACAGUCGUAUAUUGCAGUAUUUUGUAUUCUUCUCGUUAAUUCUUCUACUUCUGUUAUCUCUUGCGCAGUCGUUUAGGUGUGGCGUCUUCAUUAUUAAAAAUAAGGAAAUGAGAAACAAUGCAAUUAAUCCUCGAUUCUGAGCCCGCUUUAGCUAUAGAGAGAAAAAUGUCCGCGAUUGGCGAUGUACAUAAUGAGAAAGUUGGAAAUGGUGAUACUGAAAAACUUGAUGAAAAUAAUUGCAACGGUAACAAAGAAAACAUAGCCGACGCUAACAUUAUUACUAAUGAUGAGGAGAAUAAACAAGUUGUAAACUCAGAAGUUGACACUUCAACCGACACGGCUAUUGAAACAAAAUCCGGUAAUGCUGAAGAGGACAAUAGGAAUGGUGAUGUUAUGAAAGAAGCACCUGCAAAUAAUAUUCCAGAGCCAAAAGAUGGAAAUGAAGAAUCUCAAACUAAUGGUAUAAGUGUAGAAGCUGAAAUUACCGAUAAUAUUAUUAAUGAAUCUGAUACGAAGGCUGCAGAAAUUGAAGACGAAAUUGCGGAAAAUGAAGCCGUUGUCGUUGAAAAGGAAAAUUUAAACAAAAAUCUAGAAGAUCCAGAAAAAGUUUCGAAAACUGUAGCGAAUUCUGUAAAAAUGACGGUUGAAGCAAAUUUACCCAGUGCUAAAAAGGAUACUGAAAUCGUAGAAAAGCCUGUCGAAAAGCAAGAAGAAUGCGACACAGCAGAUUUGCCUGGUGAUAAAGAUGACAUUGAAAUUGUAGAACAGCCAGUUGAAAAGCAUAAAGAAUGCGAUAUUACAUUAGAUAAAGAUUUAGAAAUUCAAGCCAAUACUCCCGAAAACAAGGAAAAACAAUUAGAUGAUAGCAAUAAUGAAAAAUCAAAACCCGACUGUGAUCCUUCUACGCAAGAUGACAUGGACGUCGAAGAGGUUGUUGAACCAGCAAAUACUAAAGAAAUUGUUGUUUUAAAAACAGACGAAAUUUCCACUGCCCCUGCUAGAACGAACAAUGUAAAUAAACCUAUUAUUGUAUGUAAGUUAUCUAAUACUCUUGAUAUAUUGUCUGACGAUGAGGAUGAGGCACCCCCUGAACCUCCACUGGUCGUGGAUGCAACUGAGAAACAAUGCAUUAACAUAGAAGAUGACGAUGACAUCAUGCUUAUUGAUGAGGACACAAACAAGACUGAAAAACCUCAAAAUGUAGAUAUUAGUAAUAAAGAGGAAACUCCAAUUAGUGUAAAUGAGAAUGUAACGAAUUCUGAAACUGGAGAAAAGAUCAGUGAAGAGGAUCUAUUCGCUAAGACUGAAGAUAAAGAAUUGCCGAAGACUCUGGAAGAUGGAAGUGAUUCUAUUAAGAUCAAUGAAAAGCAAGAAGAUUCCGAACCUAAGUUAGAAUCGGAUGCGCCGCUAAUUCCAGAGAACUUUUUCAAAACUGCUAAGAAGAAUUUAUCUGAUAUGACCCGGGACGAGUUGGAGGAAUUCUGCAUACUUAAAAUAGUAGAGAGUAUUGUCGACCGAAGUAAUUUAAGUGAAAUUAAGAACAGACUAAAGACUGUGGCACAGGGAAUCGAGGAAUACAGGAAAAAAGCAAUGAUGCUUUCAAAGCAGAAUCGGGAUCUACAAGUAGUGCUAAAGUCCAUUCAAGAGGAACAGAAGAAGGUGUCACCAGAAACGCCAAUAACGCCCCUGAAAAUUACGCGGUCAGUGGGCAUGCAAGUUUACAUGGAAAAGUCGGGUGCACGGCGAAAAAAUGUCGCGCAAUUACAAAAUCCCAAUAAUAAUAGUGCUUCCAACAGACAGAAUGCGAAAACCCCUGGUGGGCCGGCCACUAGCGGACGUGCUCCGAAAACACCUGCUGCUACACAAGCCAUACCCGUCCCGAGGCUAGUGCCGGCUAGCAACAACCCUGCUAUGAAGUCUCCAAGUACCAUACCUAUGGUUAAUCAGACAACCCCUACUAAAGCUGCCACUGCCAUCCCGAACGGAGUCAAAUCCCCUAUGCCUGCACAAAAAGUGGCUGAAAAAAGACAGCAUAACAGAAUUUUGUCUGUGACAGUAGACCUGACUGAUGAUGAACCACCAACGAAAGUGAACAAUAGGACUUCACCUGCACCACCAGUCAGAGUUGUUCCCUCUCAAAAUUUAAUGGCAAGUCCUAGACAACCGUUUGCAAGCAAUAGUAGUCUUCGAAAAGUGUACAUUCCUAUAAGUGGUCCUCAGACUCAAGGCUUAAGACCUGGACAGACUAUCAUGGUAAAAACUGUUCCUGCAACGGGUUUAAGACCAAGGGGUCCUACACCUCCAGUGCCAAGAGCAGCAGCAGGUGCAGUCAGAAUGAAUAGGGCCCAAACUGGAAGGCAUCCAGCACCAUUACCUGACAUCAUGAAGCAAUACCAGCCACCAAAUUGGAAAGCUUUGCCGCCUGCCCCAGACCUAAAACUGUCCAAAGUAGAAAACGGCAUAGUCAUCUCUUGGAAAAUUGAAGGUUAUCAAGAAGACAGUUAUGAAGAAAUUGCCAGUUAUCAGCUUUAUGCAUACCAAGAAACAUCAUCUCCACCUAGUACAGCAUUAUGGAAGAAGAUUGGAGAUGUGAAAGCGUUGCCUUUGCCUAUGGCCUGUACGCUGACCCAGUUCAUGGCUGGCUUCAAAUACUACUUUGCUGUAAGAGCAGUAGACAUCAGAUCUCGUCUUGGCCCCUUCAGUUUACCUGGGAGUAUACUGCUGCUGAAUAAAUUGUAAGACUGAUAAAAGUGAAUAGACAAUUUAGUGUAGUGUGGUGAACUCAGUGAUGUGGAAUUUAACGUGCCCUGGUUGUUUAUGUUUAUUAUUUAUUGAGCAUGUUCAAGUCAUUUUACUAAACAAAAUUGUAAAGUUCCUUAAUUUGGUCAUUGUAACAAUUACCAUGACACAAAUUAAAUGUCUAUGGUAUUUUUACAAUAUUUAACACUUCUGUUGAAUUUUGUUUUAACAGAUAUUGUACCGUAUUCUGCUAAGUUGACUGAUAUUGAUCUUCUGAACAAUUUGAAAUAUGGUAGUUAAAUUAAAAUAGUUUUUACUGUAAGACGAUAUUCUAAUGUAAAGUUGUAAUUAAGCUUUAUCACAUAAAUACUUAACAUGUGAUUACAGAUUCAAAAUCUA